Messenger RNA from Cucumis melo (muskmelon), 2634 nucleotides. RefSeq lists its product as uncharacterized. The record is from RefSeq and is a predicted model, not a curated record. Bases 624 to 2450 code for a protein of 608 amino acids. NCBI's taxonomy places the organism in Eukaryota, Viridiplantae, Streptophyta, Magnoliopsida, Cucurbitales, Cucurbitaceae. The transcript is spliced from 5 exons.
GAAAAUACCGUAAAAAUCGUACACAAAGGGAAACAACCGCUUAUCAGAUUAAACUUGGUGGAGUAAGAUUUUUGAUAGCCUAAACCAAAGCAUUCAAUCUCCUUCAUCGAAUUUCUAACUACAAUCCUUUGAUUUUUGAAGGAAUUCGUAAUCGAAGUCAACGAUCAGAGUAUGUGGGGUAGGGUUGAAGUUGAAUUAUACCCUCACAAGAUUUUCCAAUUUCUCUCUUUCCUUUUCCGCUCUGGAAUUCGAUCUAUGCUGCAAAUUUCCCACCAAAAUUUCUCUUCUUUCUAUCACCCAAUUGGAUUUCCGUUUCUAAAUUCGGUUCCCAAGAGGCUCAGACGACGGAUUUGGGGAUUCCACUUAGUGAGAAGACUCGGUUAGCACUUCUUCAGUUUGAACCCUAAUUUUCUAGUUGAAACUGGAAGGUAUGAACGGGUCUGUUUCCACCAGUUGUACUACCUCUUCAAGUUGCAGUUUCAUUGGAUUGUUGGAUUGGAUUAUUGGAACUUCAAGACCUAUUCAUAGUAGGAGGGGUUUGAGUUGAACCCGGAGUGUGAAAAUAUAAUUCACUGCUGCUCAACUCCAUAUGCUUUAUUUUCAGUUCUUUGCAUUGGAAGAAGAUGUCGUGGGUGAGGGGUAAAUCUUCUGGUUGGGCAGCUUUUAAUCUUAAGCAACAGAAUAAUGGCAUUCAGGAUGAAGUUGACGGGGAUCCAUUCCCACCAAUGUCAACUACCCUCUCCUCUCUGCCACCACGUGAAAACUUGCGCGGAGUUAAUGGUCGUUCAGGGAGAUCUUUCUCGUUUGCUCCCAUUCCUUCGGCCGAUUCUCCGACUUUACCGGGAAAAUGUGGUGCAAAAAAGACAACAUUAGGAAAUUUCAGUGCAAAAAAGACGAUACUUGGUGCUUCUAACAUUCAAAGUGGCAAGAAGAUGGUUGAAGAAACCAAUGAUGUUUUAUCCUUUUGGAAGCUUAAAGAGCUUCAUCCCUGGGCUGAUAUUAGCUUGAUUAUGGAUAUAAUGGAAGCUGUAAAUAAUGACUUCAAUGAGGCAUCUACUUUAUUAAACACAAUGGUCUCUAGUGACAAUUUAGAGAUCAAUAAUGAGAUGAGCAACUUAGGACUGCAUUCCUCUAAUGAUCUAUCGUGGAUGAUGGGUAAAUCUCCUGGCUGGGAAGAGUUUAACCUUCAGCAACAUAAUAGAGGCCUUCAAGGUGAAAAGGACCCGGAAGCAUUCCCACCAAUGCUAACCAACCAUCCCUCUCUGCCACCAUAUGAAAACUUGCACGGAGUUUAUGGACGUUUAGGGAGAUCCUUUGCAUCUGAACCCCUUCCUUCUGCCGAUUCUCUGACUUCUCCAGGAAAUUAUGGUGCAAAGAACACAAUUCCUGAUGAUUCUGGCAUUCAAAGUGGCAAGAAGGUGGUUGAAGAGAACACUGAUGUUUUAGCCUUUUGGAAGCUUAAAGAGAUUCAUUCUUGGGCUGACUUUAGCUUGAUUGUGGAUAUAAUGGACGCUGUGAAUAAUAACUUCGAUGAGGCAUCUACUUUAUUAAAAACAAUGGUUUCAAGUGACAAUUUUGAGAUCAAUAAUGAGAUAAGCACUUUAGGACUGCAUUCUGCUAAUGAUUUAUUGUGCAAUGGGGAUAAUGAUGUAAGCAUAUCAUCAGAAAGAACGAUCAAUGGUCCCAUCCUUAGUCCCACACUAAAGGCUGCGCAAGGCAUGCAUCAAAAUGAUAAUACGGGUGGAGAAGAUUGUACCAAAUUGUUUGUAAAUGAUUAUUUUGAAAGAAAUUUCUUUCCUAAUGCUGGAAAUUCAAAAAUAGCUCUUGGUUGCUCAAAGUCUGUUCCUAUUGAGCCUGAGUGGGAAGAAGAUGAUAUUUACCUGAGCCAUCGGAAAGAUGCUAUAGCAAUGAUGAGGUCUGCAUCUCAACAUUCAAGGGCAGCCACUAAUGCCUAUCGUAGGAAGGAUCAUGCCUCUGCCAAGUAUCAUUCAUCAAGAGCUCAAGAACAAUGGCUUGCUGCAAAAAUGUUGAAUGAUAAGGCAGCUAAUGAAAUUUUACAAACAAGGAAUAGUAAAAAUGGGCUCUGGAAGUUGGACUUACAUGGGCUGCAUGCAGCCGAGGCUGUUCAAGCCUUGCAAGACCACUUGCUGAAAAUUGAAACUCAGAAUGCCUCCAAUCGGUCCUUGUCGCCAAAGAAAGCUGAAAGGAAAGGAUUUCAGCGUGCUUCAUCCCUUGAGUAUCUUAGUUGUAUGGACUCAAAGUUGGACAAAGAAUCACCAUCAUCUAGGCAUAGGCCAACAUCAUUGGAAGUCAUAACAGGUAUAGGUAAACAUAGUAAGGGGGAAGCUGCUCUACCAAAGGCUGUGACAAGUUUUCUUACUGAAAACGGGUACCGUUUCGAACAGACAAGGCCUGGAACGAUUAGUGUCCGGCCAAAAUUUCGUAGGUAAAAGGGGAAAGCAUUCAUUAUUUUUAUUUGUCAAUAUAUAAUUGCUUUAGGAGAAUAUAAUGUUAAGUUAUUUAGUUAGAACAACAUUAUAUAAUGGUUGCUAUUACUUCAAAUUGAACCUCAAACUUAGAUUAAGGUUGUAUUCUUAACCUUAAAUGUCAAAAUGAUGAAGUUUAACCCCUUAA